GCCUGCAGUCGUGUCUGAAGGAGGACGUGUUGUGUUUGCAGGGUCGAGCAGAGACUGCUGCAGGGUUAGUUUAACCCCCGGAGGAGGAACAACUCUGGAAAAAGAAGAUGGCUAUUUGUCGGAGUGCAUUUAUGGAGGAAUGUUGGAGUCGUUGUUGUGCAUUUGGAAUUUUACAGAUCCAGCUUUUGACGACGAACCUCGACUUCAAAACCGAGAGACACAAACCUGAACCACUGUGGUUGUUUUCUGGAUGUUUGGAGUUAAUUUGAAGUGUUUUUAAGGUUUUUUUUUAGGGGGGGGGGCUGAGAGCUAUUUUUAGUUUCGUUGUCCUCGGAUUGACAGGCCUACUUAUGCAACCUACUUCCUCCAGUGACGCAGUGAAGCCCCGCCCACUUCACCCCCCUUUUUUUCUCCGGUUCCGUCAACGGUGGAUCCCACAAGUGCAGAACGCCCAUUGACAAAACCAUCAUUGAGAUGGAUAUUUCCUGUUUCACCUCUGCUGACUCUGCAGCUAGAAACGCCACCAGGCUGUAUAAUGGAGACGUGGACACAGGAGACUUCUGGUUCAGAGAUGAUCUCAGUGCUCCUCUUCCUGCCUACUCCUCUGUUUCCUAUGCCACCACCCAGUGCACGGUCUGCGUGGACCAGCUAGUCCAUGCUGUGUGCCGCAACCUGUCUGCAGGGGUGAGGAUGGUGAUGGAGGGGGUGGGAGUCAACGUCCCCAUCAGUGAGGACGGUUGUCCACAAAUCCCUCCUGUAGAUGAUCCCAAAUGGAGGAUCGGUAUCUUCAUCUCAAUCAUCUGCCUCUUCUUCCUCAUAGCGGCAGUUUUGUUUCAGUUCUGGAGAUCUAAAAAGCGUCGCAGCAGCAAACCUUGUUUCCAGAAACUAAUGAAGAGAGGCGGAGCCAGCAAUAGUAGCAGUAUUGAAGAGGGAAUGACGUCACCAUAACCUCUGUCGCCCAUGGCAACCAUGUCCCAGUACUUAAUGAGCUCAAAGGCCCCUCCCCCACGUAGAAUUAGAGUCAACAGAAGAAACUUAAAAAGUCUGAAUUAAAACUGUUAAUUGAGGACUAAAAGUAGAAAAAACAAAAGUUAAAAAUACAAAACAGCAGCUGUUACAAAUGUUCUUUUACAUUUGGUUUGUUUUAGGUAAAAAAAAAAAUUCAUGUCUUUCUUUCUUUCAUUCACUUUGAGCUGAUCCUGAUUUGAUCCUUUUUUUUUGCAACCAAAGCUAAAAAUGCCAUUCUAGACCCAUUCUGAAAAUAGUAUUUUUGGUGCUUUUAUGCUCUUGGGCCAUUUUUUUUUUUAUAAUGGAGGACACAUCUAAAGAAAAAAGCAUUUUUGAGUAUUUCUUUAUUCAAAUUGUUGUGAAUUGGAAGCAGACAAAUAAAUAUCACUGGAAAAAGAGCUUCUUUGUUAAGUAGUAGCUACAAUGGACGGGCCAGGAGCUUCCUGCUCUGCUCCAUUCUGAUGCAUCCACCUGUAGACAAAUAGCUCCAUUAUUUUCUCCGUCUGAGUUAGAUAACUCCAAUAUUUGGGGUUGUGAGGGGCUGUAAGCUAGCGGGACAGAGCGUAAACGGAAAACGGGAAGUGGGGAUGGCGUUGCUCCACUCCAACAGUAUAAAAAUCCUACAAAGGACACAGGUUUUUAAUUUUGGCUAAAAAACAAGACCACGGGGAAUGCUUUUAAAAAAGAUGAGAAGAUGAUCAGACUGGGACUUUAAUGCUAACCUAAUGGGUAACUGUAGGUUUUUUCCCUCUAGGGGACACUGAACUUUGAAUGUGACCUUGAUAUGUAUUUAUAAAUGUGAAAAGCUAAAACCAGAAUUCUGUUGUUGUAAUAUCAUGAAGACAAUUCUGCCUUGUUGGAACAAUCCAAACUGGAAUAAAACGUCUGUAAUGAAUCAAACUGGGUUGGAUGUUUGUUAGGAAUCACCUGAAACGACCUCAGUAAAGAACGGAGGAUUUACAAAUAAAGAGAAUUAAGUUGAAGUUUUUCUUGUUCUGUUUGUUCAUGAAAUGUGUUCUGUGAGACCAAAACUAUUAAAAAACAAAAAAUAAAUGUGAAUAUUUCAUUGGAA
Molecule: messenger RNA, 2080 nt
Organism: Oryzias latipes (Japanese medaka)
Lineage: Eukaryota; Metazoa; Chordata; Actinopteri; Beloniformes; Adrianichthyidae
Source: RefSeq, a predicted model, not a curated record